ACCACUGUGGUCAAUCGGGGCCACAGCCAGCCAGAGACGGUUUUUUCCGAAUAUUUGCAGCACUUUCCGCCAUGCUGUCAAGGGCUGCCCGACCGGCCUUGAGAGCCGGCGCUACCGUCUCGUCCCGAGCGGUAGCUCCGAGCACGGCCACCUUCGCAACGCUGCGUGAGAUCGAGGGCCGCCUCAAGUCGAUUCGCAACAUUGAGAAGAUCACCAACACGAUGAAGAUUGUGGCUUCGACCAAGCUGACGCGCGCGCAGCGCGCCAUGGCCGACUCGCGCAAGUACGGCGAGACGAGCAACGAGGUGUACGAGUCGGCCGAGACUAAGCCGCUUGAGGGCGAGGGCAAGAAGAAGCUCCUGGUGGUGUGCAGCUCCGACAAGGGUCUUUGCGGUGGUGUCCACUCGGGUCUGUCGCGAUACAUUCGCCGGAGGGCUACCGAGAACCCCAACUUCGACCUCGUGAUCCUGGGCGAGAAGUGCAGGUCCCAGCUGCAGCGCACCAACGCCAAGGACAUCGUCCUGAACUUCGCUGGCGUAGGCAAGGACAUCCCAACCUUUGCCGAGGCCCAGGCCGUUGCGGACCAGAUCGUCACGCUUCCUGGCGACUACUCCGACAUCGAGAUUGUCUACAACAGGUUCAUCAACGCCACGAGCUACGAGCCCACCGUCAUUUCGGCCUUUUCUGAGGAGGCUUUUGCCGCGUCUCCCAACUUCUCCGCCUUCGAGGUUGACGAGGAGCUGCUCUCCAACCUGCGUGAGUACGCGCUCGCCAACUCGCUCUACUGGGCUCUGUCCGAGGGCCACGCCUGCGAAAUCUCCGCUCGCCGCAACGCCAUGGAUAACGCCUCCAAGAACGCUGGUGAAAUGAUCAACAAGUACCAGAUUCUUUUCAACCGCACCCGCCAGGCCGUCAUUACUGGCGAACUGGUUGAAAUCAUCACUGGUGCUACCGCCUCAGAGGACAUGUAAACACGUUAAAAGCGCGCGAUUUAAUGGCCUGUAGACGAAGAGUGUGUAGAUGGAGUAGCAGCAGUGAGGGGGAAUUCCGCGGUUGCGGCGCGGAGGCUUGGUGUCUUCCUUCUUAGACCCGCCCAACGAUAAGCUAGAGCGCCCAGGAGGACAGAGACGGUUUCCUUUGUACCAAGUAGCAAGAGUCCUCGCAAUCCAGCAUGCGGCCCUCGCAGUGUAUGUACCAACGCCUUUCGGAAUACAAAGUUCCUUGCAUGUACCAAAUCGAACUUGAGAAUUGAAGUAUCCCCUCUUUGCCUGGUGUUUCUGCGGUCUGGCACCGUCAACAAAUCCGUAGUUUGAUCAUGAUAGGUAGAAUCGGUGUAUGGCUUUCUUGAUGUAUCCUAGCCACAAGAGUCAAAGUUAUGCAUGGAGAUACCACAGUCUGAC
Canariomyces notabilis is the source of this 1400-nucleotide messenger RNA. RefSeq names its product ATP synthase gamma chain mitochondrial precursor. Gene Ontology annotation, biological process: proton motive force-driven ATP synthesis. Lineage: Eukaryota; Fungi; Ascomycota; Sordariomycetes; Sordariales; Chaetomiaceae. The transcript has 4 exons. Gene Ontology annotation, molecular function: proton-transporting ATP synthase activity, rotational mechanism. The record is from RefSeq and is a predicted model, not a curated record. Bases 72 to 971 code for a protein of 299 amino acids.